CAGCCCUCUGAUACGUCAAUCACACUCGAAAUCAGGUGUAAACCCAAAUCAACUGCACUGCCACGGCGACAAAGUGUCGAAAUCACAUCGACGGAUAGGAAGGAAGCUUCACACUUUCGACACGGCCGGACUGAAUUUUGCAACGGAAAUGAUGGCCAGAUAAAAAGGACUGGGGCCAAUCAGUCAACGCGCCACUCAGCGGAGCGUGAAUGGCAAUUGCCGAUAUCCACACAUUAAAUUAAUAACAUCGACUCCCAAUCGGGAUUCUUAUCGCCGUCGCCGUCGCCAGGACACGCCAUUUGCUCCAGUUCAGUUGACAUUUGGUUAUGGCUCCAACCGGCAGUGAGAACUGGUCGCGAUUCCUGCUGCUCCUGGUGUACCGCGUAGCCCGACUCCUGUCAGUGUUAUCCUCGACCUUGGACAGGGAGAAACUGCAGCUUAAGCGCCCGAAGAGCGGCAGCUCCAUCAAGCUCUUCAGCAUCAUCUGGCGAUGUCUGGUGGUUCUCAUCUACGCCUCCGUAUGGCCGGCACUCUCCGCUCACCUUGUGGAGUCGAAACCGGAGAGCUACGCGGAACUGUUUGCCGCCAUCCAGGCAGCAUCGGUUUCCGUCUUGGCCGUGGUCUCCUUCAUCAUCCAGGCCAGUGGCGAGUCCCAGUUCCGGGAUGUGCUCAAUCGAUACCUAAGCCUCUAUGAAAGAAUAUGGUCGGCGACUCGAUUGCCGCACCUGUUCCCGACGAAGUUUGUAGUGUUCUUCCUCCUGAAGACGCUCGUCACCGUGGUCGGUUGCUUUCACGAACUGUAUCCCAUGCUGAACGCGAAGCACUUUACGGAAAUCGUGGCUGCCGUGGCCGUCAUCUUCGGCAUCUACAUGUGGCUGGGCACGCUCUUCGUCCUGGACGUCUGCUUCCUGGGAUUCCUGGUCUCCGGCAUCCUGUACGAGCACAUGGCGAACAACAUCUCGGUCAUGCUGGAACGGAUGCAGAUCAUAGACUCCCGGGAGGAGAAGGACCGCAUGAGCAAGUAUCGCAAAAUGCGACUCCUGUGCGACUACGCCGACGAGCUGGACGAGCUUGCGAUGAUCUACAGUGAACUCUACGCCGUGACGAUCGCAUUCAGGCGCAUGCUGCAGUGGCAGAUACUGUUCUGCAUCUACUACAACUUCAUCAACAUCUGUCUGAUGCUCUAUCAGUGCAUCUUCCGGUAUCUGAAGGACGACGAGUCGGCCCUGAUUUCCCUGGCCAUGGCCUUUGUGAAAAUGGCCAACCUCGUCCUGCUGAUCAUGUGCGCGGACUACGCCGUGGGGGAGUCGCAGAAGCCAAAGGUGUUUCCACUGGACGUGGUCUGUACUGACAUCGAUCAGCGGUGGGACAAGAGUGUAGAAACUUUUCUCUGCCAGCUGCAGACACAGCAGCUCGAGAUUAAGGUAUUGGGCUUUUUUCAUUUGAACAAUGAGUUCAUCCUGGUUAUUUUGUCUGCCGUGGUGACAUACCUCUUCAUAAUGAUUCAGUUCGGAAUCACAGGUGGGUUCGAGGCAUCCGAGGAGAUACGAAAGCAGUUCGAGGCCCAGUAAUGGCUGGAGUUCUUUAAUAAAUAUGUGUGUAAUCUAGCA
Messenger RNA from Drosophila ananassae, 1610 nucleotides. RefSeq names its product gustatory receptor for bitter taste 93a (gene Gr93a). Lineage: Eukaryota; Metazoa; Arthropoda; Insecta; Diptera; Drosophilidae. The record is from RefSeq and is a predicted model, not a curated record. Gene Ontology annotation, cellular component: dendrite; neuronal cell body; axon. The transcript has 3 exons. The coding region runs from base 327 to 1571 and encodes 414 amino acids. Gene Ontology annotation, biological process: sensory perception of taste.